UGGAGCUGGGAGAUGGCGGCGGCGGCGCAGCGCUGAGCGUGUGAGCAGCGAGCCCGGGAGCUGCCGGCCCGGCCCCCCCUCCCUGUCCUUCCCUCCCCUUCCCCUCCCCUCCGCGCCCCGUUCCACCGCCCCGACCCCGUCGUCCGAGCCCCGCCAUGGGCAAUGAAGCUAGCUUGGAGGGGGGAGCCGGGGACGGACUGCCGGUGGCGGGCGGCCCCAGCCCCGGCCCCGGCCCCGGCCCCGCGGCUGGGAAGGCGCCUUCAGCACCAGGAAGCGGACAGCUCCCUUCAGCCGGAGCUGCGCGAGCGGCUACAGCCCCGCAGCCAGCGGGCCCUGGCCCCGGCCCCGGCCCCGGCCCCGGCCCCGGCCCCGGCCCCACUGCUGACACGGCCAGCAUGUCGAGAAGACUAGAUCCUAAGGAUCACCUGGAUGGCCAGAGGGCAACUUCCCCCACCCCAAAGCAGGCCAGUGCUCACAGCCAUGAAGGCCGCCGUCGGGAGAUGAGGACUCACGGACAGGCUGGCCCACAGGUGGAUGGCCCUCAUCGGACACUCCAGGUGGACAGCAGGAUGCAGAGAACAGGCCGGUCUCCUUCGGUGUCGCCGGACCGAGGCAGCACCCCAACAUCACCUUAUUCAGUACCCCAAAUUGCACCCCUCCCGAGCAGCACCCUCUGUCCUAUAUGCAAGACAACUGAUCUUACCUCUUCUCCCAGCCAGCCAAACUUCAACACCUGUACACAGUGUCACAACAAGGUCUGCAACCAGUGUGGAUUCAACCCCAACCCUCAUCUCACACAGGUGAAAGAAUGGUUGUGUCUGAAUUGCCAGAUGCAGAGAGCUUUGGGGAUGGACAUGACCACCGCGCCUCGUUCCAAAAGCCAGCAGCAGCUGUACUCACCUUCCCUUUCUCCUGCCCACUCCCCAGCCAAACAGCCCCAGCCCCAGCCCCAGCCCCAGCCUCAGCCCCAGCCCCAGCCCCAGCCCCAGCCCCAGCCCCCAGCACAGGUACAGAGGAAGCCUGAGCCAGAAAAAAUCCCUGGAACAACCCAGCCUGGGCUCCAGCAAGGGCCUGGUGUCCGGCAGGCUGAAGUGCCCAGAAGUCCUGUGGCAUCAGGGCAGCGGGAAGCCCAGAGCCAAGGCCAGACCAGACCUGCUGUGCCUCAGGAUUCAGGAAGGGUUUCCCCUCAUACCCAUCCCUCUCCAGCCAAGGGAGUAACUCCAUCCCCUGGGUCUGGGGCUCAAGAGCAAGCCCAAGAGGGACUCACUGGGAAGCUUUUUGGCUUUGGGGCUUCUUUGCUGACCCAGGCCAGCACACUUAUGUCUGUCCAGCCAGAGGCCAGUCCACAAGGCCAACCAUCCCCUAGCAAAGGGGCCCCCAAGAUUGUCUUCAGUGAUGCCAGUAAGGAAGCAGGGCCCAAGCCAUCAGGAACAGGACCUGCACCUGGAACUGGGGCUGGACGGGGACCUGGGCCAGCACCUGGAGCUGGCGCUGGUCCUGGCCCCGGGGUUGGGCCAGGAUCUGGAGUUGGACCUAGUGCUGGCCCUAGAGCUGGUCCAGGAGCUGGCACUGGGCCUCGCCCCGGGGCUGGGACUGGACCUAAAGCUGGGCCUGGUCCCGGCCCUGCUUCUGGGCCAAAAUCCGAGCCUGGGUCAGGACCUGGGGCUCUUGGUCGACCAGCAGGGGCAGCCAGUCCAAAGCAAAGUAAGGCGGAACAUCAGACUACUCCUAAGGCUGUCCCCAAGCCAAAGGAAGUGCCGAAGGAAAAGGUCACCUGCCCGCUUUGCCAGGCCGAACUCAACGUGGGCUCCCGGGAGCCUUCCAAUUACAACACAUGUACUACCUGCAAGCUGCGGGUGUGCAACCUGUGUGGCUUCAACCCAACUCCUCAUUUGGUGGAGAAAAAUGAGUGGCUCUGUCUGAACUGCCAAACACAGAGGCUGCUGGAAGGAAGCCUAGGUGACCCGGCCCCCGUGCCCCUGCCCACCCCAAAGCAGACACCAACCAGCUCGCCACGACACCAAGCCAGUCCCUCCCCGCAGAAGCAGAAAGGGCCCCCCGCCCCAGGGCCAGGGCAGCCCACAGGACCCCCCCACACCUCUCCCAGCCUCCAGACCAAGCACCUCAGGACAUCCGAACCCAGCAAGCCCCCAAGCGGUCCCCAGGAGAAGAAACCCAGCGGCCCAGCCGAAGCCAAACAAGUGCCGAAGCCAUCCCCUCUGCCAAGCACGCUCACGGAGUCUCCGAAGAUGAAGGAUGGGCCCAAAAGGGCUGAACCAGCCCCGGCUGACAGCAAGGUUGCCUCCGUCAUGGAGGCACCGAGAGGGAGUGAGCAUGAGGACCCAAGCAAGCCUUAUUCCCAGGACCUGUCCCGGAGCCCCCAGAGCCUCAGCGACACCGGUUACUCGUCCGAUGGGAUCUCCAGCUCCCAGAGCGAGAUCACGGGGCUCGUGCAGCAGGAGGAGGAGCAGCUGAACACGGCCGGCGUGGUGAAGCCCAGCCCGCCGAGCCCCUCGGAACUCAACAAGCUCGAGAGCAGCAUGCGCCCCCUCCUGGAGGCCCCGGGCGGCGCCCCCGGGGAGCAGGCCAAGGCGCGCCCGCAGCAGCGGGAGGAGUCCAAGCAGCGGCAGAGACCUCGCUCCCUCUCCAUCACCCCCGAGGCCUUUGACUCCGACGAGGAGCUGGAGGACAUCCUGGAAGAGGACGAGGAUUCUCUCGAGUGGGAGAACCAGAGGGACGCCAGGGACACGGCCGAGUCGUCCGACGACUUCGGCAGCAAGCUGCGCCACGACUACGUGGAGGACAGCAGCGAGGGCGGGCUCUCCCCGCUGCCGACGCGCCCGGCCGGCAGAGACGCCGAGGGGGACGAGGACUUCAUGCGGAGGCAGAUUUUGGAGAUGAGCGCCGAGGAGGACAACCUGGAGGAGGAGGACGCCGACUACGAGCGGGCCAAGUACGGCCUGAGGAAGGCCGGCGCCAAGGCGGGCCCGGAGCAGGGCCAGGAGCCCGCCGCCCCCAAGAGGCGGCUGCCUCACAACGCCACCACCGGCUACGAGGAGGAGCUGAAGGAGGCGGCCGCCCCCGAACCCGAAGACGUGGCGGCCCUCCAGGGCGGGCUGCGCCGCUUCAAGACCAUCGAGCUCAACAGCACCAACAACUACAGCCGCGAGAUGGAGAUCAGCCAGGAGACGGACAUCAGCUUGGACAGGGAGCCCGAGCUGGAGAUGGAGAGCUUGACGGGGUCUCCGGAGGACCGCUCCCGCGGAGAGUACUCCUCCACGCUGCCCGCCACCACGCCCAGCUACACCUCGGGCACCUCCCCCACGUCCCUGUCCUCCCUCGAAGAAGACAGCGACAGCAGCCCCAGCCGCCGGCAAAGGCUGGAAGAGGUCAAGCAGCAGAGGAAAGCCCGCCACCGCUCCCACGGCCCCCUGCUCCCCACCAUCGAGGACUCCUCCGAGGAAGAGGAGCUCCGAGAGGAAGAGGAGCUGCUGCGGGAGCAGGAGAAGAUGCGGGAGGUGGAGCAGCAGCGCAUCCGGAGCACGGCGCGCAAGACCAAGAGGGACAAAGAGGAGCUCAGGGCCCAGCGGAGGCGCGAGCGCUCCAAGACUCCCCCCAGCAACCUGUCCCCCAUCGAGGACGCCUCGCCCACCGAGGAGCUGCGUCAGGCGGCCGAGAUGGAGGAGCUGCACCGCUCCUCCUGCUCCGAGUACUCUCCGUCCCCCUCCCUCGACUCCGAGGCCGAGGGCUUCGAGAUGGGCCCCUCCAAGCUCUACAAGUCUGGCAGCGAAUACAACCUGCCCACCUUCAUGUCCCUCUACUCCCCCACCGAGAAGACGGCCAGCGGCGCCAGCUACCCUUCGAGCAAGCCCUUGAAAAGCGCGGAGGAGGCCUACGAGGAGAUGAUGAGGAAGGCCGAGCUGCUCCAGAAGCAGCAGGGGCAGCAGGCGCCGCCCAGCGGCCGAGGGCAGGGCAGCUUUGAGUACCAGUACAUUGAGGACUACGACUACGUGUCGGGGCAGUCCCAGCCCCCCUAUGAGCCCGAGGCUGCCGACGCGGGAGCCGUGUAUGAGGAGAUCCUCCAGACGUCCCAGAGCAUAGCCAGGAUGCACCAGGCCUCUUCCCGAGACCUGGCUUACCAGGAGGAGAAGAAGGAGCGAGAGGACACUUACCAGGAGAAGCAGUUUCUGAAUGCAGAGAGUGCUUACAGUGAGCUGAUGAGGCAGAACGGCGGCCCCCUCACUCCCGGCACCAGCCCCACCCAGCUUGCGGCCCCCCUGUCCUUCUCCUCGGACAGCGCGGGGAGCCGGGUUAUUCCCGACGUGCGAGUCACCCAGCAUUUUGCAAAAGAGCCUCAGGAUGCCCUCAAGCUUCUCAGCUCUCCUGCUUCUCCCAGCUCUGCUCUCAAGGGAGUGACAGCUCCUCUCACUUACAGCAAAGGGACCCCUCCGGUCACAACCGUGGCUUCUACUACGGCAGGCAGACCCCGUGUUUACACAGCCGCUACGUCCCCCGCUGGCCCGGAGCCUUCACUCCCCACCACGGCAAGCUAUGGCUCGCAGACUGAUGAGAUGCUCCAGGCUCAGGUCCUUCCCGACACCUGUGGGCUACCUUCUAGAGACAGGCUUCAGAGCGUGAGUGAUGGCAAGCCCAGUGCUCCUUUGUCAUCGAAAAGCUAUCCCGGCUUCAAGAGCGCAAGCCCACCCCUUUCCCCAACCUCUUCGAUGGAGGGUCUUCCCUCUGUGAUUGGCAGAAUGGGGCCCAAGUCUACGGCAGAGUUCUCCACCCAGACCCACGGCCCACUCCUCCCCUCUGACGUCCCCAGGAGCCCCGUCGGCCCCGCCCCGUCCUCCAUGGUUGCUCAGGGUACGCAGACGCCACACCGCUCCAGCUCCCCUCGCCUCACCAGGCAGCAGUCUUCUCAAGAAUCUGCUUUCAUGGUCAUCACCUUAGCCUCAGACGCAGCGAGCCAAACUAAGCUGGUCAACGCCAGUUCUUCCACCUCACCAGCUUCAUCUCCAACCAGGCACCAACCUACCAUUCACAGCUACAGCCAGUCAGUACAGGUGAACGGAGCACAGCUCCUACAGGAACAGUCCCUGCACAGCUUCCCCAAGGGGGAAAGAACCCCCACUUCGAGUGCCAUUGUUCCCAUGAACGCUGCCAAGGGGCAGGUGACCCCAGCCAUGGACGGCCCAGCUGCUCUGUACGGCUGGGGCUCCCUGCCUGCUGAGAACAUCUCCCUGUGCAGGAUCUCCUCAGUCCCUGGCACCUCCCGGGUGGAACCGGGGCCCAAACCACCCACCAGUUCUGCGGUUGACUUGAGGACAGCUAUGAAGUCCGCCCCAAUCAUCAUUACUGACCGAGGCAUGGACCUGACUUCCCUGGCGGCUGAGGCCAGGAAAUACUGUCUGACCUUAGACCAGUCUCAGGGCCGGCAGUCCACCACCGUGCAGCCCCUCAUCAUCAACCUCAAUGCCCAGGAGCACACCCACACCUUCAUCGGCACCUCCACCACUGUCAGCAUCACCGUGGCUUCCUCAAUGCUCGUGUCUCAGCCAAAGCAACCCGUGGUCUAUGGAGACCCUUUCCAGAACCGGCUGGACUUUGGACAGGGGACAGGAAGCCCUGUGUGUCUGACCCAGGUCAAACACGUGGAGCAGGCCGUGCAGACAGGUCCUUACCAAGGUGGGCCCCGAGCAAAGCCAAAAGAAGCUGGCAGUCCCCAGCAAACCAAGUUUGCCCGAUAUAACCUGCCCAACCAGAUGGCACCUUUAGUUAAAAAAGACAUUCUCGUCACUCAAAUGAGCCCAGCGCAGAACGUCAGCAUCAAGCCAUACCCUGCAGAGCCGAGUUCUGAUGCAUACCGGGGCGUGCCCGCAGAACUCAAAGCACACACUGUGCCCCCGCAGCUUGGGGGGAAGAAACCUCACAUGAUGAUGGUGCAGAUGGAUGAUAUGGCCACUGGGGCAGUGACCAAGCUGGUCAAAGAAGAGCCCGCCAGUGCUUUGGACCUCACUGGGAUCAAACCUGAGAGUCAAGUAGCUUGCUGUGAUGUGGUCUACAAAUUCCCCUUCAGCAGCAGCUGCACCGGGACUUUCCAUCCGUCCUCGAAGAUGCCCGAGAAAAAUGUAGCGGACACAGCCCAGCCCAGCCAGAGCAGCCUUCCGUUUUAUGGGCCCCGCGAGCAGGACCUCCCUGAGCCAUCCCAAUACAGGGAGCAGGCCGUGGGUCCGAGGCUCUAUGAGGAGCAGAAAUUGUAUUCCCAUGGCCUCAUGGGAAGGCUUUACUCCUCCAUGUCUGACACCAACCUGGCUGAAGCCGGCCUGAAUUAUUACCCACACAAAAGCGACCAAUUCUUCCAGCCCGCGGGGGGAGACUCAGCGAUGGACCUGACGACCAUGAAGCACUCCUACAGCAUCGGCUUCGACGGCCGCUACCUGGCCCAGGGAAUGCAAUACGGCUCCUUCACAGACCUGAGACAGCCCCCAGACCUGAUGGGCCACCCACUCCCCAUGAGGAGGUAUAGCUCCGCCUCCAACAUCUACUCGGAUUACCGGUACUCGCCUCGGGCAGACCUGGCGGGCUUCCAAGAGUCCAGCCUGGCUCAGUACAGCGCCACCACGGCUCGCGAGAUCAGCCGCAUGUGUGCAGCUCUCAACUCCAUGGAUCAGUACGGGGGCCGGCACAGCAGCAGUCCGGAGCUCCUGCAGUACGGCCCCAGGCCUGGGCCCGGAGCCGGAGCCCAGCAGGGCCUGGCAGCCAUCAAACCCAACAUGAUGGUGAAUCCAAAUUUCCCCGAAGGCCGGCAGAGCUUUGGGAAGCUAGCCCAAUACAGUCCUGCAGCGGGGCAGGGAGCAGCGGCCAUCAGGCAGCUCUUCCCUUCAACAGCCACGGUUCGCGCCGCCGAUGGGAUGAUUUAUUCUACCAUCAACACACCAAUUGCGUCAACUCUUCCUAUCACCACCCAGCCGGCCUCAGUGCUUCGGCCUAUGGUUCGAGGCAUCUAUAGACCGUAUGGCCCGGGGACCAUUACCCCUGUGCCUCUUGCCAGCCUGACCCGAGUCCCGGUGGUGGCCCCCCGGGUUCCUCUCAUGCCCCAGGGGCUGUAUCGAUAUCCACCGCCAAGCAGAUUUCCCGCCAUCACAACGGCCCCCGGGAUCGACAGUCCCUUGUACCUGGGCAAGGCAGGCCCGGCCACUACUGUGGCUGGGAGCAGCUUGACCCCUGGACCUGUUGGGAAGCCAGUGGCGGGGGCAGCCCCAGCGGCGGGAGGUCUGCAGAGAACUGAGCAGCCGCUGGGCAGCGCUCGGGAAGAGCCCGCAGCAGCAGCUGCAGCAGCAGCCCCCGGGGGAUCCAAAGAGUCCGGCCCGGCGCCUGCCCACCUGCCAGGCCAGAAGCAGCCGGGAGAAGCGCCCCCGGUGGCGGUCCUGGCCAAAGCCGGAGGCGCUGAGAAGGAAGAGAAAGAAGAGGAGAGGCAGAGGAAGCAGCAAGAGCACCUGCUGCAGAUGGAACGGGAGCGCGUGGAGCUGGAGAAGCUGCGCCAGCUGCGGCUCCACGAGGAGCUGGAGCGGGAGCGCGUGGAGCUGCAGCGGCACCGGGAGAAGGAGCAGAUGCUGGUGCAAAGGGAAAUCCAGGAGCUGCAGACCAUCAAGCACCAAGUCUUGCAGCAGCAACAGGAGGAGCGCCAGGCCCAGUUCGCCUUGCAGAGGGAGCAGCUGGCCCAGCAGCGCCUGCAGCUGGAGCAGAUCCAGCAGCUGCAGCAGCAGCUGCAGCAGCAGCUGGAGGAGCAGAAGAGGCAGAAGGCUCCCUUCCCUCCUGUGUGCGACCCCUCCGGGAGGCUGCCUCCCCAAGCCGUCACGGAGAUCGCCCUGGAAAUGCAGCGCACCAUGGCCCCGAAUGGCCAGUACUGGCCUCCCAUAAAUCAGGCUUUCAUGGCCACCGCCGCCGUGGGAAUGGAGGGGACUGGGCAGCCGCGAGAGCCGGGGCCCCCGAGGCCCCUCCCCAGCUCGGCCUCGGACAUGUCUCUGCAGACGGAGGAACACUGGGAGGCUGGCAGGGGCCUCAAGAAGCGGCACUCGAUGCCCCGGCUCCGGGAUGCCUACGAGAUGGAGGAGGCCCAUGAGCCUUACGUGGUCAAGAAGAUCACGGACAGCAGCGUGCAGACUGACGAGGAGGACGGGGAGGAGCGGUACUUUAUGUCCCGGAGGCGCCGGACUCGGCGGAGCACGGACUGCAGCGUGCAGACUGACGACGAGGACAAUGCCGACUGGGAGCAGCCUGUCCGCCGGCGCCGCACCCGCUUCUCGCGCCACGCAGACUCUGUUUCCGACAGCAAGCACGACUCCUCCUCGCCCAGGAGCAAGUCUAGUGUGGGCAUCCAGACCAUCAGUGACUGCUCGGUGCAGACAGAGCCGGAUCAGCUGCUGAGGGUCUCGCCCUCCAUUCACAUCACCACCCCGGACCCCAAAGUGGAGAUUAUCAAAUAUAUCUCAGCCCCAGAAAAGACUCAGAAGGGAGAGAGCCUGGCCUGCCAGACGGAGCCAGAGGCCCAGGCCCAGGGGAUUGUGAUGCCCCAACUCCCAGGACCAGCAGCCAUCACCCCCUACACCCCCAGCAUUCAGAUUGUCACGACUGGACCCCUGGAGCCCCGGCAGCAGGGCCUUGGGAAAUUUGAGAAGAAGAAGCCAGAUCCUUUAGAGAUUGGUUACCAGACUCAUCUGCCUACUGAGUCCCUUUCCCAGCUAGUGACCCGUCAGCCGCCCAAGUCUCCUCAGGUUCUCUACUCACCUGUCUCUCCCUUGUCCCCACACCGGCUCCUGGAAUCUUCCUUUGCUUCCAGCGAGAGAUUGAACAAGGCCCAUGUAACGCCACAGAAGCAUUUCACUGCCGACAGCGCCCAGCGCCAACAGACUGUGCCUCGCCCCAUGAAAACCAUGCAGAGGUCCCUGUCGGACCCCAAGCCCAUCAGCCCCACUGCCGAAGAGUCAGCCAAAGAGAGGUUCUCCCUCUAUCAGCAACAGGUCCUCCAGGGCAGUCAGAUGUCAGCAUUUCAGGCCAACACCCUCAUUCGAAAGGUGAAGCGGACGCUGCCCAGCCCCCCUCCAGAGGAGGCUCACAUGCCCCUCCCAAGCCAGGCGCAUUCCCAGAUGUACAUGGCUAGCCUCCUGCAGAAGGGCCUGGCGGGGCCCCCCGUCCAGGUGACCAAAGCCAGCCUGCUCAAGGAGCUGGACCGCGACCUCAAGCUGGUGGAGCACGAGUCCACCAAGCUGAGGAAGAAGCAGGCCGAGCUGGAUGAGGAGGAGAAGGAGAUCGACGCUAAGCUGAAGUACCUGGAGUUGGGGAUCACUCAGAGGAAGGGGUCCCUGAUGAAGGAACGCGUUGGCCGGGACUACCCCUAUCUCCGGUGCCUUGGGGAAAACCGCGACUACAUGUCGGAUAGCGAACUCAACAACUUGCGACUCACGGGCUACGAGAGCGGGGCCGUCCACGUGAGACCCAGCACAGCUCUGACCAAUCAGUAUCCUGACUUUUCAGCUGCUCAGUACACCUCGGCCUCCUCCUACCCUCCUUAUCAGUACCCGCCGGGACAGGGUCCUCCCCCCGCCCCCCCAGCCUUCCAGCACAGUCGCUUCCAGCCUCCCCAGUACCCCGUGGGUAGCGCCGGCCCUCCUCCCAAUGCCUUCCAGCCCACCCAGGUACCUGCCUACCCAGCUCAGAGCACAUACCCAGCACCUGCUUUCCCUCCAAGUACAGGCUACCCUCCUGAACAUGGUCUCCAGGGCCAGCAGAACUUCCGUCCCGCUCCCCACUACCAGCCCCAGACCACUUACCCAGGCCAAAUUCCCCACCCUGCCCCUCAAAACGCCCUCUUCCCGGAGCCAGCCGAUAGUCACGCCGCCCAUCAGAAGCCAAGGCAGACCUCACUCGCUGACUUGGAACAGAAGGUCCCUACAAACUAUGAAGUGAUUGCCGCCCCCCCAACGGCAAUGUCUUCGGCCCCUUCGGAGCCCACGUACAGUGCGCCGGCGGUGACCAGCAGCUACGACCAGUACAAGGCUCCGGAGCCCCCCCGACCCGGGGACCGAAGCGGCGUGAGCCAGAGCCCCGGGCCCCCUUACUCUUCCGAAUCUCUGUACACCAACCUGGAGCAGAACAUUCCUCGGAACUACGUGAUGAUCGACGACAUCAGUGAGCUGACCAAAGACAGCGCGCCCUCGGCCGGGGAGGGCCAGAAGCCGGAGCCGCGGCCCCCAAGCAUGAACGGGCGCCACCUGAAGGACAAGAGCGACCUGGGAGAGCCCGAGGGCCCCGGGGGUCCCUGCUGCUACUCCAAAGGGGAGGAAGAGUCUGAGGAGGAUGUAUAUGAUCACCAUGGCUCUGACCACCGAGGGAAGAGCAGCUAUCACCGGAGCUCAGAGAGCGAGGGGAGGAUUUCGGGCAGCGCCGGGGGCUCCUCCUACUACUACGGGGACAGCGACUAUCGGCACUCCUCUCGGCCCGAGAAGCACGGCUCCGGCCUGGCAGGGCCCAAGCACUCCUCCAAGAGCCUGGCCCCGGCCGUCAUCUCGUCCAAGCGCAGCAAGCACCGCAAGCAGGGCAUGGAGCAGAAGAUCUCUAAGUUCUCCCCGAUAGAAGAGGCCAAAGAUGUGGAGUCCGACCUGGCCUCCUACCCCUCUGCGCCCUCCGUCAGCAGCAGCAUGUCCUCCCGAGGGAAGAAGUUUCAAGACGAGAUCACCUACGGCCUUAAGAAGAACGUGUAUGAGCAGCAGAAAUACUACGGGGUGUCCAGCAGGGACCCGAUGGAGGACGAGGACCGAGCCUACGGCGGCAGGUCCAGGGCCGGCUACGGCAGCGACAAGGCCAGCCACGACAUGAGCGCCCGGGCCAAGGCCUACGAGCGCGAGCGGGACGGCAUGGAGAGGCUCCCGAAGGGCAGCUCCAAGCCGUCGUCCCUGAGCAUGUCCCAGAGCCGGGGGCGGCCCCCCAUGCGCAGCCAGGCCUCUGAGGAGGAGAGCCCCAUCAGUCCUCUGGGAAGGUCUGUGGGAGGGGGCCGCUCCUCGGGGGGGCCGCUCCCUCCCGGCGCCGGCGACGGCUGCUCCCCGUUCUGCUCCAGUCACUCCCUGCCCGACGUCCAGGAACACAUCAAGGACGUGCCACGGACACACUCGUACAAGCACGAGGAGGGCUACAACCUGGACGAUUCCCACUGUGUGGUUUCCGACAGUGAAGCUUAUCACUUGGGUCAGGAGGAGACGGACUGGUUUGAUAAGCCCCGAGAAUCCCGUUCAGAGAGGCUCCGACAUCAUGGGGGCCACUCUUCCUCUUCCCAGAAAAGACCCCCUGUCAAACACACUUACCAUGACUACGACGAGCCCCCCGAGGAGGACCUGUGGCCGCACGACGAAGGACCGCAGGGCCGCCAUUCUUCCAAAGAGCAUCGGCACCACGGGGACUAUGGCCGGCACUCGGCGGGGCCUUCCUCCUCACGCCACCAGGGCGAGGAGCCUUCUCGGAGGAGCUCAAAGCCACACCCCCGAGACUCGGGCCGCCACGAGGGCAGACCACACUCCCAGCCGUCUUCCCAGAAGAAGGCACAGCAGGCCGACCCCAGGGGGCAGCCGUCCUACCCCAGCUCUCAGUCGGAAUACUCGCAGCCAUCCCGCCAGUCAGCGGCCUACCACCAUCCCUCGGAGCCCAAAAAGGCUCAGCGGCCCAUGCAGUCCGGCCCCUCGGCCCAGCCAUCCAAGGCCGAGCCUCUGGCCCACCCGCAGCCGCAGCAGACCAGGCAGCCUCAGGCAGGGCCUUCCCAGCAGCAGCUGCCUCCGCAGUCCUCCCGGCAGCAGCAGUCCCGCCAGGCCCCGCCACAGCAGCAGCCGACGGGCCACGGGCCGCAACCGGCUCCAUCUCAGAUGCAGCAGAUGCCGUCCCAAGCCCGGCAUCAGCAGCAGCAGGGGAUCCUGGGACAGCCUUCCUCCCGGGGCCAACAGCCCCAGGCCGCUCAGCAGGCCGGCAAGCCAGGGCCGGGCCAUCCCCCAUCGGCGGGUACCCAGCCUGCAGGCCCACUGAAAGCCGAGCAGCUGGACAGCUCCAAACCCCCAGCCAAAGUGCAGCAGCAGCAGCAGCAGCCGGGGAGAGCCCAGCCACAAGGGGCUACCACUGCAGGUGCAAAAGUGGGAGCAAAGCCUGGAGGAGUCCCACCAGCAUCAGGAGCUCCCACGGGUCAGCCUGGGGCUGAUGGAGAAAGUGUGUUCUCCAAAAUCCUCCCUGGAGGGGCAGCAGAACAAGCAGGCAAAUUGACGGAAGCUGUGUCUGCUUUUGGAAAGAAAUUUUCUUCAUUCUGGUGAUCCUGUGCUGUGGGAUAUUUUGGAAGAUGAAUGGAGAUAAAGUCAUUCCUGUGGAAAAACCUAUGAAGAAACUAAUGGAUUUCACCACAGCCUAGGACUCUGCGUAUAACACAUCUGAACUCAUGGCAAACCCUAGGCUCAGUGACAAAACAGGACACAGUGGAUACUUUUCCAGCUGGAGCCACCAGAGUGAGGCAUCUGCCCGGAAGCCCCCCCAAGCAGUGUCUCCCUCAGAACUGCUCUCCAAAGACAAUGUCUAUAGUGACUCCUCGUCCCCUCUGGUGAGCAGUGGCUACAACAAGCCGCAGUCAUUCUUGAGGAGACUUUUCUUGAGGAAAACUUGCCAAAGGUCCUGGUUGGGACUGUCCAGAAGCUUGGGGUUGCCACUUUGCCCUUGGAGAAGACUCUUGAACCUCCAAAGGCAGUGCCCCUGCCCAGCGUUCCCCCUUGCCAAGUGGAGCCUUGAGCAGGACCCAGGGGCCUUUCCUUCAGGGUUAUACACAGAGUUCCAGCUCAUGCCGACUGGGACUUCUUCACUCCGGGGCCUUCAAAGGUUUUUCCACAGCCUUGGAGAUGGGCUUUGAGUUGAGGGCUGGGAGCCGAGUGCUCCAUUUCCUUCACAUUCCAGUUGGCCCCACAGCUCCCUCUGCGGGCACCCUGUCAUUGGUGAUGGAACGUGUGCAGCGAGGGACCUGUGGGAUAUAGAGAACUUUAAAAAAAAAAAAAAACACUAGGACCUAACACUGUUUCAUUAUUGAAAUACGAGGCCAUAGGACUCUGCAAGGCAGCAUGUGCACUGGCUGGCUUUUCCCCAGACAGAUGGUGGCAGUCCAAGCGUGUCUGCCAGCCACCUUGAAGCCAUCACCAAGCCAUUGUGAGACAUCCAAGUGGCAAAGCUUUCAUAACAACCAUCUCCUUAUUUUGCCUAUGCCUGAAGAUUUCUUUUUAUUUCAAAAGCAGCCUUAACCAUUCCAAUUUUAUUUACUUGUAUACCUCAUAAGCAUUUUUCUUUCAUUUUUCUUUCCUCCUCUUCCCUAUCUCCCCAACACACUUUUCUUUUUUUAACUCCUUCCUCCUUUUCUCUGUACCUGGUAAUCACGGGGUGUCCUCUGUAGAAGCAAUAGAGUGCAGUAGGCUACAAGAGCCCCACGAGGAGGUGGGAUGACAUCAGGAGAGGUCGCCUCUGCCAUUCUCCUUCCUCUUACUGUGCAAUUCAAGUCCUUCUUAAGCCAUUACCGGUGGGCGUGCUCAGAAAUUUAAAAACAAAAAAAACAAAAACAAAACAAAACAAAAAAAAAAGGAAGCCCAUGUGGUUUGAGUUGCCAUUGUGAAGUUCCUAGAACCUCUGAGAUGGGAAGCGAGAGGGAGCCACAGUCAGCAACCAGUGAGCCCAGGGUGGGGGUGUCCUGGUUGUCACCAGCCGCUCUCGCCUCAACAGUGUUCCAGACAACCUACCCGAUGGUCCCAUACAUUGGAGCUUCCCUUCAACCUGAGCAACAGCAACAAGUCUCAUUUCUAACGUUCUAUGCAAUGAAAUACAAAAAACAAAAAAAAAAACAAAAAAAAAUUUAAAAAAACAGAACACACUACACCUGUUAAUAUUUAACAAACUAAAUGUUAUGUAUAAGAAUUUAAUUGCAAAUGUGCUAUGGAGAAACUGGAUGGAUAUGUUUCUAGCUAACACCUGUGUGUGUGAAGUUUUCAAUUUGUGGCAUGUUCGACCCACAUGAAGGACGCGUCGUUGCCAAAGGGUGACCAUGCUGCUGUUACUGUCUCCUGUCCUAGAGUAGAGCAUGGCUUGCUACCUCUUUGCACGAAUUCAUCUACUUUAAAUGCUUGCCGUACUUUGCUCGGGGUUCUUUUUGCCUCAGUCCCUCGCCUAUACUCAGAUGCUUCUUGUCGGCAUAUGCACUUGUUACAGAAGGACUGUCCGUGCUAACGGGAGAGGUGCCUCUAGUCUGGAGAGAGGAGAGAGAGAGGUCCUGUGCCCUCCCCCCUCAGGCUGACCUGUGCCCCUUCCCACAGACCCCACGUCCUGGCGUGGACAGGGGACUCCCUCCCCCCAAUUUCCUUCCAGAUCAGAGGAGUUAGAAUGGGAAAAGGCCUUUGAGAAAAAUCUGACCCAACCCUUCCCUUCCCCUUUUAAAGUAAGAUGUGUCGGCUGAGGGCCAGAGAGAGUAGGCAAUAACCUGACCAAAGUCACCCAGGAAGUAAAUAGUAACGGUGGGCUAUGAGUCCUCAGAUUCCAUAGUCACUACCCUUCUCACUUGACCAGUCUUCCUAAAGACCCCUGCUAUCACCCCUCCACACACGGACCAUAUCCCCAGUGUCUGUAGCAGAGCCUUGAAAUGGAGGAGACUUUUAAAAAAAUUUCAGAAGCGAGUUUGAGCAGUCUCAGAUGUCUGCUAUAGAAUUUCUGUCUUUAAAUUAGAUUACCUUACUUCUCUUGGCCUGAAGGAUUGUGUCCAGGGCUUAGAAAACUGGUCUGUUCAGGGUCAACUGGAGCCCUCAGCCUCUGUGAAACUCAAAGCCCAACACAGCUAUGUUGGCCCGGGGCUUUGGGGAGGCCUGGAAGCCCAUUUUUCAAGAGAUGGAUUGGAUACCCAUAGGCUCUGGAUUAAAAGUUAAAAGGUUGUUUUAUUGCUUGUUUGUUAUACUUUGGUUUUACCUGUGCUGCUCAGUCCUCUGAGUAAAGCGUGCCAUUCCUGAAAGGGAACGGAGCAGCUAAGACGCUCAAGUGAGUACAAAAUCAAAGAUUGAUGUUUUUUACCUAGAGGAAGGGCUAGGACUCAGGAAUCAGAGCACCAGCCCUGAAGUCAGGAGUACCUGAGUUCAAAUCUUGCCUCAGACACUUAACACUUCCUAGCUGUGUGACUCUGGGCAAGUCAUUUAACCCCAAUUUCCUCAGGGGAAAAAAAAAAGAAUUGGAGGCUUCCUUUCUUAGUUUUGAUCAAAGAGAGAUUUUCUAGGAACUUUAAAGAUUAAAAAAAAAAAAAAAAACUUUCAAAGACUGUAGAAAGAAAAAGGGCCCAGAAUGGGGGGCAGGGAUGAAUAAUCCUAGACAUUUCUGAAGACCAGUGUAGGAGUUGCCGACCUUUGGGAAUGAAACAAAGACUGAUUGGCAAGGGACAUGCAAACUACCUGUCUGGGACACGUGAGAGUUUCUGGACUGGUGAGGUGCCAAGCUUUUUCCUUCCCUACACCACCAUAUCUAAGGUAUCACUGACUUCCACCAUGCCUUGGGAAGUUCCCAGUGGGCCUGGGCACAUCAAAGGCAUUGAGCCCAUAGCCUAGCCUUUUUCCAGAGCUGUUUGGGUUCAGGUACCAUGUAUUUCUUAAGGAUUCCCAUUUUUCUCGACAGGUCUAGGAGUCAGGAGGGGAGACCUCUCUGUGUCAUUUUUCUGUCAGAGACUCCAUCCCCCUUGCCUGGAGCCUCAUUUUGUUCUAGUUUUCUCCAAGAAGAGGUCCCUCUGUGUCCAGAAAAGUCUUGGUGGGUUAUCCCAAGAACUUCCAGAGUUUAACUCAUCUCACAGGGCUAGGCUUCUUAGCUGCCAUUUAAGUGGAAGGGACCUUCCUAAGCCCCAAGUUAGCAGGGACAAAAGCCUGAGAAAAGACUACUUCUUAAUGGGAGUGAAUGAAACAUUAUGAGGUGAGGGAAGGCAAUGGGGAAAGGGCCCUGCUUUCGCCAUAUCUUCAUUCUCACCAGAGAUAGACAAGAUGGUCCUUGAUGGCCUUAGGAUAAUAUGCAAGUGACUCAUGUGGCAAGCACUUCCUGGUCUGUAUAUUGACCAGCCAGCGUUCUUGUUAGAUGGCCUGCCCUACUGUUGGAGACUGCUAUUUGCAAUGGCAACUGCCUUUUACUUGAUUCUCCUCAUUGAACUAUGGAAUGUGAUGGAAUGAAAUAAGCAUUUAUUAAGCGCUGACUAUGUGCGUGUUCACAAAUAUCCCAUUUGUAACAAUACCUCUCGCUGACACGGCCUCUUCGGAGGAGCUCAGCUCACCUUGUAUGUAUGAUCUUUUCUAAUUGUGUGUGUAAAGGAGGGGAGAGGAAGUGUCACUCCCUGCUUUCCUGAUGAGAAAGCCGAGGCAGAGGGGUUCAGGUACUUGACCGGACCACACUUCAAGGUACGAGCAGAGGGCUCCUUUCUGUGAUAAGUCCUUGCCCUCUGACUUAGCGUCCUCAUCCAGCCGGACCAUGUGUGAAGUUAGUCUCUCCCCCGAACUUUCUGAGAGCUUCCUGAGCUCCUCGAUGCCUCCAGAGACCUCUCUGGUCCCCAAUUAGAGCCCUUUCUGUGGCCAUGAUAAGGGACGUCCACUUUGGACUUUGGACACUUGGGAUGGAAGUGCUCAGCACAACUGUAGAUUGCUAAGUCCUUCGAAGACCCCAGGCCCACGGGAGAGCUCACCACAUGGAGCCAAGAGCACUAGAGAUGGCCCGUAGAGGGGGUAGGGAAAACAAGGGGGAGGGAGGGCUCUGGAUCUUUUCUGCUUAGUGGGGAGAGGUGCAGGGGGCUUCCACACAUACUUUAUUUGUCCUGGGGGCUCUGUCCACCAGCAGAAAGCUAGCACACUCUCCAUACUUUGCCUUUGACAGUCCUGGAGGUUACCUCCAUCAGGCAGCUUCCUCUUGGAAAGCACACAUGCUCACCACAGCCCUUUCAUCAAUAUCUUCUCCCUUUUGACCUCUCUCCAACUCCAGAGGCAAUCACAGCUUUAGAUCUGGAAGGGGCUUUAAUAAUCCUCUGAACCAACUCCGUGUUGCAAAUUGGUAAACUGAGGCUGAGAGAACUGACAUGUGACCUGAAAACAUGAAGUCAGUUGGUGGCAGACUUGGAACUAAGACCCAGGGUCCCUGACUUCCAAUCUAGUAAUAUAUAUAUAUUAUAUGCCUGUGUGCGUGUAUGUGUGUGUAUAUAGAUAUAUUCACUCUGCACUGCCUCAGAGAGGGAGACAAUGUGAGCUUCUCUGCUCAGUUGCUGCCCUUGAAGGGCAGGCUAUCUGAUUGCUUAAGAACAUUUAGAACCAAACUAAAGGUGAGGAUUUGAAGAUAUCCAGUUAGCUCUGGAGCCCCCAGCGUCUCCAAAGCAGUGACCUCCCCUUCAGGCAUCCCCAGAAUGGCCAGUAUUUCCCAGGGAGCCGCUGGCUUGACAAGUGCAUACAGUCCGACAUCCUCCCGAGCCCUGCCCCACCCCGGAGUCUCUCUUGGGGUCACCAAGACCUUCCCUCUCCAUUCCUGGCAUGUAAAUACAUUGUAUAGUGUGUAAACCUCGUGUGGCAAAGAACAAAACUCAAAAACUCGUGUUGGGGGCCCGCUUCCCAGCGCCAGCACACCUUUUGCUUUGAUGUACAAAAAGAGAAAGCCAAUACUUUAAUGGGUGUGUGUGUGUGUGUGUGUGUGUGUGUGUGUGUGUACAGGAGAGUGAGGAGAGUGUGUUUGAGGGAGAGAGACUGUCUCAUUUAGCCCUUGGGAUUGAAACCCAUACCUCUUCUGCCUUCCCUCCGACCUUCCCUUCUCUCUUCCCUCAGGUCUUCUCUCUCCUCUCCUUUCCCAAGGUAUAGGAGUCAUCUGUAGAGUUCUUAUGGUUUUCCUCAGCCCCUUUCACCCGAGGGCUUCCUCGCCUUUCUCGGGCUAUUCCAUUUUGGGGUGAGGGUUUUUGUUGUUGUUGAUGGGGCCGGGGUGGGGGUGGGAGGGGUUGUACAAAGUCAAACCAACAAGUUUACAGUUGUAAGUGCAAUGACCUAAGUCCUCUAUCUGAACAUUGUAAAUUGUGUGUCUGUCCUGCUGCGCCCUGUGAGAACUCGUAGUAUUUCAAUGUACCGCCUUCUGUAUUGUGACUCAGUAUGAGAUAUUGCCCCUACAAGGUAUUUCUGUGAUAACAGAAUAAAAGGACUUGAUAUAAAGCA
Antechinus flavipes (yellow-footed antechinus) is the source of this 18251-nucleotide messenger RNA. RefSeq names its product bassoon presynaptic cytomatrix protein (gene BSN). Lineage: Eukaryota; Metazoa; Chordata; Mammalia; Dasyuromorphia; Dasyuridae. Gene Ontology annotation, cellular component: glutamatergic synapse; axon; GABA-ergic synapse. The transcript is spliced from 12 exons. The record is from RefSeq and is a predicted model, not a curated record. Gene Ontology annotation, biological process: presynaptic active zone assembly; protein localization to synapse. Bases 156 to 12347 code for a protein of 4063 amino acids. Gene Ontology annotation, molecular function: metal ion binding; structural constituent of presynaptic active zone.